Molecule: messenger RNA, 2180 nt
Organism: Theobroma cacao (cacao)
Lineage: Eukaryota; Viridiplantae; Streptophyta; Magnoliopsida; Malvales; Malvaceae
Product: LEAF RUST 10 DISEASE-RESISTANCE LOCUS RECEPTOR-LIKE PROTEIN KINASE-like 2.4
Biological process (GO): protein phosphorylation
Molecular function (GO): protein kinase activity; ATP binding; polysaccharide binding
Source: RefSeq, a predicted model, not a curated record
AUGGGUUACAAGAUAGGGAGGAAUGAAUUUAUUAAGAUCACAAAAAGUACACUUUUGCCGCCUCUAACUGGUAGUCCUUCAACACCCUUCACCAAGGCCAGUCAACCCCCUUUUCAAAGUGACAUGAUGCUUAAUCUUCUGAUGAGAAUUGAUGGGAAGUUGACUGAUCAAGCUGAGAAAAUGAUUCUUGUUUCUGACUUCGUAAAAGAUAUCAUCAAUGAAGCUAAAGUUGACCAAGCACACCAACAGACAAGGAUGCAUCAAGAAGCUCAGUUAACUCCACUAGAAACAGAACAAACUACAGAAAAAGCACAUCCAGACAAGGGUAAAGUUACUAACACUGAUCUUGUAGCAAAAAAGACUACUGGUACAGUUAUCGAUGCGAAUCUGGGCAGGAAUGAUUGCUCCCUUCCUCGCAGUUCCUUCAUUUCUGAUAGUAUUUGUAAGACACCGUAUUGGGCGUCUUAUCAUGCGAGAAGCUUUAUGUAUCUUGUAAAUUGCACAACACCGAUAAAAUCUUCUCUGUAUGUUGAUGCCUCUCGUUGUCCAGAUCGCUCUUUUCUUCCGCCUACUUACUUUUAUUUUUUAGAUCAACAAACAAAGCCGCGUGAUUUCGAUCAGUUUUGCACAGUGGAAGCACGGGUUCCAGUUGAGCUAGAGAAUAUCAGCAACGUGUCUACUUUGGACAUCUACGAAAAGCUAUUACUGGGCUUUGAGCUGUCAUGGAGGUACUUUGAUGAUCACCUGCUCUAUUGCGCGGAGGAUAAACUUCAAGUGAUAUUGGACUCGUUGCGAUAUGCCUUGGAAACCUAUGUAGACAGCUUCGCAAAUUUCCUCUUUGGCCAACAUUAUUAUGUAAAUGAAAGAACGUAUAUUUUAUGUCUUGGAGUAACAGGAGGAGCUAUCUUAUUACGAACUUUGUUGGGAAUAUGUUGCUUGAUUGCACUGGUUACGUACAAGUGGAGAAAAAGACAUUUAUGUGUGGAUGACACGAUUGAAGAAUUUCUUCAAAAACAGAGUGAUUUAAUACCGAUAAGGUAUUCUUAUCGCGAAAUAAAAAGAAUGACUAGAAGUUUUAGAGAUAAAUUAGGUGAAGGUGGUUAUGGUUCAGUGUUUAAAGGAAAGCUUCGUAGUGGCCAUCUUGUGGCAAUAAAGUUAUUGGGCAAGUCAAAAGCCAAUGGGCAAGAUUUCAUUAAUGAAGUUGCUACAAUUGGGAGAAUUCAUCAUUUUAAUGUGGCGAAACUCAUUGGAUUUUGUGUGGAGGGAUCAAAACAAGCUCUUGUAUAUGACUUUAUGCCAAAUGGAUCUCUAGAUAAAAUCAUUUUUACAGAAGAAAAUGAAACUACCCUGAGUUGGCAAAAAAUGUUUGAUAUUGCGCUUGGGGUGGCUCGAGGAAUUGAAUAUUUACAUCAUGGAUGUAACAUGCAAAUUCUACAUUUCGAUAUCAAGCCACACAAUAUUCUUUUAGAUGAGAACUUUGUUCCAAAAGUUUCAGAUUUUGGUCUUGCUAAACUUUAUUCGGUAGAUGAUAGCAUUGUAUCUCUCACUGCAGCACGGGGUACAAUAGGAUACAUUGCUCCUGAAUUGGUCUACAAAAACAUUGGAGGCAUCUCGAAUAAGGCUGAUGUUUAUAGUUUUGGAAUGCUAUUAAUGGAAAUGGUGGGAAGAAGAAAGAAUUUGAAUGCGUUUGCUAAACACUUGAGUCAAAUAUACUUUCCUUCAUGGAUUUAUGGCCAAUUUCAUCGAGGAGAGGACGUUGAGUUGGGAGAGGUUACAGAUGGUGAAAAGAUAAUUGUUAGGAAGAUGAUAAUAACAGCUUGUUGGUGUAUACAAGUGCCACCUAACGACCGUCCUUCAAUGAGCAAAGUCUUGGAGAUGCUUGAAACUAAUGUUGAGCUCCUUCAAAUGCCCCCCAAACCUUUUCAACUUCCUUUUGAAGUAUCAAUUGAGGAUCGUGCUGAUGAGAAUCCAAGUGAGGAUCCAACUUCAUCACUUCUUUCUUCGAAUGAAAUUAGCUUAAAUAUAACGUAAGUUAUGAAACUUUUCAUUUUAUUAUGUUAUUUUUGUACUUUGAUAAUAAGAAAAUAUCAUGUCCCUUUAAAACCUAGAAUUUUGUAUUGUAAUUUCCAAACUUGUUUCUGUACUUUGAGCUCUGUUUCUAUGGGUUUUCUUCUUUCGUA